AUCAGGUUUGGACUCAGACUCGCCACCGAAUACGUGCACCACAUCACGGAUGGCUUCAAAACCGCACUUCCGUCACAAUCUAGUUCAUCAUGACGCCGCCACCUCGCGCUCGGCGGUCGGACGCCGACUACGUCCCCCAGCACCUGCGGCACUUCGUAUUCCACUCGCAGGAUGACUUUUACGUGUCUCGCCACUUCGACCCACUGCUCCUAAGCCACCUCAUGUACGAAGGAUUCCUGCCCAUCGCGUCGGAGUUCCAAGACAAGUGUUUCCUGCUGCCUAAGCUGCACCGUCAGCGUUGUGUGCUGCUUCUAAAGCCCAAUGCACCCGAGCACGUGCCCAAGAUCGUACGCAAACGUGCCAAGAAGUUUAAGUUCGUACUUAAUCGCGACUUUGAAGGCGUCGUGGAAGGCUGCCACGAGAAGCAUGGCAUCCCAUGGCUGUAUCCACCAAUUGUUGAUAGCUUCAAGACCUUAUUUCAAGCUGGAGACGACGGCGUAGAGCUCUAUCCUGGCUGUAAAGUCCGAUUCUUCACAGUAGAGCUCUACGACGCUGCCACGGACGCUUUGGUCGCCGGGGAGCUCGGAUACACCGUCGGCAGCGUCUACACGAGUCUGACAGGCUUCAGUCGGGCUAAUGGAGCAGGCACAGUACAGCUGCAUGCGCUGAGCAAGUUCUUAUACCUUGCAGGCUUCAAGAUGUGGGAUCUGGGCAUGUCUAUGGACUAUAAAAUGGGGCUGGGAGCCAAAGAUCUGGACCGAGAUGACUUUCUGGACGAGCUGUACAAGUGGCGUUCCCGUCAGGUGCAGAUGAAACUGGACGAGAGAAAAAAUGAGGGCGAUGUUAGUGUGGGUGUGUCGGCCAAGGCUCUAUUUGACAAUGCAAGGCUCCCGACUGGGACUGCUGAAGAGGAAAAAGAGAAGCCAAAGAACGGGAAGGAGACAGAGGAGAAGCGUGAGGCUGGUGCUAAACGGAAGCUUUCGUCUGAUGAAGAGCAACAGGGUGAGGAGAAGAAGGGGAAAUCUGAAGCGGCCGCAAGGUCAUCAGCAGAGGCAGAAGCACAGGUCAAAGAGAAAUGGGAGACGGACGACGGUAGCUCCAGCACAAAAAAUUGAGCUGCACUGCUGGUAGUCCAUGAAUGAUCCGCUUGUACGAUACUUCCCAGGUUUCCGUCCAAAAGCGCGCCACCAGGGAUUUUCACAAGGGUUUAUUUGCUUUUUCUUUCAUUCUGUUCUUGAGCUGACUCCAAUCGUUGCAGCUCUGAAUAACGUUUUGUACAUUGCAUGAGGCAGGAUCGGGCGCGACUUCCUCCGGUGUUCUCGUUGCAUUACAAGAAACCUGCCUCCGAUA
Molecule: messenger RNA, 1350 nt
Organism: Phytophthora nicotianae INRA-310
Lineage: Eukaryota; Oomycota; Peronosporomycetes; Peronosporales; Peronosporaceae
Exons: 1
Coding region: 90-1115 (341 amino acids)
Biological process (GO): protein catabolic process
Cellular component (GO): cytoplasm
Molecular function (GO): leucyl-tRNA--protein transferase activity
Source: RefSeq, a predicted model, not a curated record